GUUAAAACAUUAAGUAGUUCUGAUUGGAUUUUUAAAACAUUUGUCUCAUUUCAAUACUUUGUGUAGGAAAAAUUAAGAAUAAAGCUUCUAUUUAUGUAAGAAGAUGGAAGCAGAGAUAAUGGAGGCAGAGCUUGUGUUACCUAACUAUCUCAGUUUUAAGAGAAUUCAAAUGUAUGACAAAUACCCUAAAGGUCAAUCCAGAAGCAGGCACUGGAAGCAUCUUAAGCAGAUUAUUCAGACUGAAAAUUACCAGAAUUACCCUCCCGAUGAACCCAAUUAUGUGAAUAUUGAGUUACCCCCUUCUAUGCAUCCUUGCAAGAGAAUUUGCGAUAUUACAGGCUAUGAAGUAAGUAAUGUUCUUUAUUAUUCUUGUUUGGUGGUGUUUACUUGCAAGAGGAAGUGCUUUUCAUUUGUGGAAGAAGUUUUCAAAAUCUCUAUUUAAAAGGCUAUUCUCACAUAUUUUUAUUUUACAGAAAUUAUGAAACUAAUUAUAUUCUAUUAAUCUAUUCUAUCUUUUUUCUUGUCACUAGUUAUACUUUAACAUCGUAUUGAAUCUGUUGAUAGCAUUAGAAAUUGAAACUUAAAUAAUCACAUAUAUCUUGCUUUUUUGCCAGCAUUCAAAUCUUGUGAUUUUAUCUUCUAAUUAUUUGUCGUGAUCAAAAGAAAUCUUCUACCUGCAUUGAAAAUUUUGCUAGCUACAUCUUCUCAGAGAACUAUUUAUUUUCAUCUUAGGAUGCCCGGUAGAAUGCUCAAUCUACUGUUCCUUAGCAUUAAUUGAUUUUUGCCCGCAUAAUCCUUGUAUAUUUUUCUCAUCUUCAUGCCCAGAAUUGAGUACAUACCCUCCUCAAGAUUUCAAAUGAACAACAGGAGAUAAUGAGAUUAAAUUGAAUGUCUGUAACAUUUACUUUAAUGUCCAUGGCACUUUUAUCUUCUGCAGUUGCAUCUCACUUCUCAGUUUAUUAGCCAUUACAUAAUUAAUUCACUGUUGAGCAGGGUAUUCUUUUCGCCGGAUGAAAUUCCUUAAUGAUCUACUGUCGUACUACAGUCACUUAGUUUUUUCCACUCACAUCUCCCCAACAUUGUUUAAUUGUCUGAGUAGGUUUUAGUUUAUGUUUGUCUUCCUAUAACCUUAUAUUUAUCUUUCUUGCAUAAGCAACUGCUUGAUUUGGAUAUUCUUAGACAUGGGAAAGUACAGGGUAAGUUAAGACACGAUUCAUUGUAUAUAUCUUGUCAAUAUUUGGGAACUGAAGGUUUUCAGCUUGACCUAAUUUAACAGUAUAAGUUUGGUUGAGAUCUAGCAUCUUAGUUGAUAAAUAUCUGAAAUUAAGAAUCAUUAUAGUUGGGAAAGGUGGAUAGUGUGAAGUAUUUGUAUACUGCAUUAUUUAUCUCCUCUUUGUAAUCCUCUUUUUCCAUAGAAUGCUGCAAAUGAAUUGUACAAAAAAUACUAGAUUAAUUUAGGAUCAUGAUAACAACCUGAAAAGUAUCACACUGAUUGAACUUGAUUUCUUUGUAAUUGUUGAAUUUCACACUGUUUUUUAGAUGCCAUUAUGAUGUUCUUUUAA
Messenger RNA from Cicer arietinum (chickpea), 1562 nucleotides. The record is from RefSeq and is a predicted model, not a curated record. NCBI's taxonomy places the organism in Eukaryota, Viridiplantae, Streptophyta, Magnoliopsida, Fabales, Fabaceae.